Melozone crissalis (California towhee) is the source of this 530-nucleotide messenger RNA. RefSeq names its product D-aminoacyl-tRNA deacylase 2 (gene DTD2). The record is from RefSeq and is a predicted model, not a curated record. Gene Ontology annotation, biological process: tRNA metabolic process. The transcript has 3 exons. NCBI's taxonomy places the organism in Eukaryota, Metazoa, Chordata, Aves, Passeriformes, Passerellidae. Bases 1 to 504 code for a protein of 167 amino acids. Gene Ontology annotation, cellular component: cytoplasm. Gene Ontology annotation, molecular function: D-tyrosyl-tRNA(Tyr) deacylase activity.
AUGGCGGCCGCGCGGCCGGCGCGGGCCCGGGCCCUGCUGCAGCAGAGCGUCUCCGCCCGCCUGCAGGUGCGGCCGCCCGAGAGCGGCUCCGAGGCGCAGUGGGUGGAGAUCCAGAGAGGGCUUGUUAUCUACAUAUGCUUCUUCAAAGGUGCUGAUGAGGAUCUUGUCCCAAAAAUUGUCGAUACGCUGUUGAAUAUUAAAUUAAGUGAAAAUGAAAACGGCGAGUUUGUCUCUGUUCUUGAUUUACCAGGCGACGUACUCAUCAUACCACAAGCCACCCUAGGUGGUAAACCAAAGGGAAGAAGGAUGCAGUACCAUGCAAACAUUGAAAAAGAAAAAGGGUUGGAACUUUAUUCUCAGUUCGUGACUCUGUGUGAAAAAGAGCUGGCUGCCAAUGCCAAAUGCAUGGAAGCUGGUGUUCUUGUCAAGCAUGGCACAUAUGGAAACAGGCAGGUGUUAAAACUGGAUACAAAUGGACCUUACACUCACCUGAUCGAAUUUUGAAAAAAAUAAAUUGUAUCCCAAAUACA